UCUCAAUUUCUUUUGACUCGUUACGAGGUUUCUGUAGACAUAGUAGAGAGAGAGAGAGAGAGAGAAGGGGCAAGACCGAAUUAGAGGUCAGUACAAGAAGGAGGAGAAGAAGAAGAAGAAGAAGGAAGCGGGAGAAGAAAGCGCUGGUUUCAGCAGAGAUGGAAUGGCCUGACGAGUACCAGAAGCUCGUCAACACAAUGAUGAACGAUCCCAGGGUGGUGAUCGACAAUGUGGUGUGCGCGACGGCGACGGUGGUGCGGGUAAACAGCGCCCGCAAGCGCGGCAUGCUGCUGGAGGCCGUGCAGUUGCUCACUGACCUCGACCUCACCAUCAAGAAGGGCUACAUCUCCUCCGACGGCCGCUGGUUCAUGGACGUGUUCCACGUCGCCGAUGGAUGCGGCCACAAGCUCGCCGACCCCGCCCUCCUCUCCCGCAUCGAGCGCUCCCUGGGCGGCGAAGCCGCCGCCUCAUCACCCGAUGACAAUAGCUACGAUGGUGAUGUUGGUGGCUUGGCUGGCCUCACGGCUCUGGAGCUCACGGGCACCGACCGCCCUGGACUCCUCUCCGAGGUCUUCGCCGUGCUCCGCGACCUGGAGUGCAACGUGGUGGAGGCCAAGGUAUGGACCCACAACGGCCGCAUCGCUUCCCUCAUCUUCGUUAAGGACCACGACUCGGGCUCCCCCAUCGCCGACGCCCACCGUGUCCACCGCAUCGAGGUCCGCCUCCGCAACGUCCUCCGCGGCGACCACGAUGUCCGCGGUGCCAAGACCACCGUGGUCUCCCCCAGCAUGACCCAUUCCGACCGCCGCCUCCACCAGCUCAUGUUCGCGGACCGCGACUACGAGCGCGUCUCCUCCAACGGGGCAUCGUCGUCAUCGAACGCAUUGGUCGCGGUUCAGAACUGGACCGGGCGCGGUUACUCCGUCGUUAGCGUGAACUGCCGCGACCGCCCGAAGCUUCUGUUCGACGUCGUGUGCACGCUCACUGACAUGGAGUACGUCGUCUUCCAUGGCACCAUAGGCACCGACGCCGAUCGAGCCUAUCAGGAGUUCUACAUAAGGCAUAUGGAUGGAAGUCCGAUCAGCUCCGAAGCCGAGCGGCAGCGAGUGAUCCAGUGCUUGCAAGCGGGUAUCGAGCGCAGAGCAUCUGAGGGACUGAUGCUGGAGCUGAGCAUGCCGGACCGGAGGGGCCUGCUGGCGGACGUGACGCGUACGUUCCGCGAGAACAGUCUCUCAGUGACGAGGGCGGAGAUCACGACCGAGGGCGGGGAGGCCAGGAACGAGUUCCGCGUCACCGGGACCGACGGCCAGCUGCCCGACCGCCGGGUGAUCAAUGCCGUCAUCGAGAGGAUCGGCAAAGACCACCUGAAACUGAAAGAGGAGCGGGCGCCGCCAUCUCACCCGAAGGCAACAGCUCCGCGGGAAGAGGCAGCGGAACACGGCGGCGGCGGGGUGGUGGGGCUGCUCGGCCUCGGUAACCUGGUGAUGAGGAAUCUCUACUACCUGGGCCUCGUCAGGUCCUGUUCUUAGAAACACGGUGAGCGCAAUCGGGAAGGCAUCACAUGCGUUGGUUGUGUAAUUGCACUCUCUUUGCUGCUGCUACAUGGGUCCAGAGUUUGAAUCGGGUUCGAGUCUGUACAUAAGUGAUGGGAGUUGGUGUGCAAGUGAGAAAAUGGAAGCAUAUAUACCUCAUACAAGAGGAUAUCAGGGUCCCAUGUAGGGAAAUGGUGUGUAGCUGUGUACAUAGAAGGACGACGGUAAAGAAUGAAGAGAGAGAGAGAGAGAGAGAGAGAGAGAGAGAGGUUACAAACGGAAAAAGGGAACACUCCACAUAUUGGACUCCUGCCGACUGGAGAACGGUCGGUGAAGGCGGUGGUUGUGAAGGGGCAACCAAUGCCAGCUGUAGGGGAAAAAGGGUGUGGGGCUUUCUGUUACUGUUCUUCCCUUGUUCUGCAUACGCGCUUUCUACAUAGCAUAACAACUGAUCUGCAUUGGUAUUACCGACAUUCCUUGAUCGA
Messenger RNA from Musa acuminata AAA Group (dessert banana), 2017 nucleotides. RefSeq names its product ACT domain-containing protein ACR8-like. The coding region runs from base 159 to 1529 and encodes 456 amino acids. Lineage: Eukaryota; Viridiplantae; Streptophyta; Magnoliopsida; Zingiberales; Musaceae. The record is from RefSeq and is a predicted model, not a curated record. The transcript has 4 exons.